AUGAGUAAACUUGAGAAACUCGAGUUGACCGAGGAGAGGUUGGCACUGCAUAAUAAGCUCUAUAAACCGAGUCCGGAAACCCACUCGAGACAUGCGAGCCAGCUGGUUGAAAUGGAGAGAAUACAGAUGAGCUGCUUAAAAUCGGCCAUUGAUUUGUUUAAAGAGGAUCGAUUGUCAACAUCCUCUCUACCAAUUGAACUGGAAUUUUCUCGGACCGCGGAAUCACUCACCAGCCUUUUUGAAAAGGAGAGCGAACCACUCAACAAGAGCCCCCUCGAGCAUCCAUUAGAACGGUACUUGACGCCGGGUGAUCUAAGUGAACCCAGCUACUUUGCGAUACAGGCAUUAAAGGAGUAUGGAUUUGAAUAUGGGUCACACGCCUCGGUUGAUGCCAGGAAGAGACUGGGGCGCCUCAACUAUGAGUCGGCAAUGUUGAAUGCCAGAGCAGCGCAGACGCAGGGUCAAGCAGUCCAUUACGAAGAGGUAACGAUUGCGCCGAAGUACAACUGA
Messenger RNA from Histoplasma capsulatum G186AR, 510 nucleotides. RefSeq lists its product as uncharacterized. The transcript is spliced from 3 exons. NCBI's taxonomy places the organism in Eukaryota, Fungi, Ascomycota, Eurotiomycetes, Onygenales, Ajellomycetaceae. Bases 1 to 510 code for a protein of 169 amino acids. The record is from RefSeq and is a predicted model, not a curated record.